AUGGCGGGCAGAGAUGCUAUCAUCUACAUUAACACAACGGACCUUGAUCCUCCCUCUCCUAACGCCGAGAAAAACGUGGCGUCAGCGGGCUCGCGCCGCACGCCUGGGUCUCCCGACACUGUCUGCUCGCCGCUAAUACACCCUACCCGACGCCCACUGUCAAUUAGCGAAGAUGAAGAUGAUCGACUUACGCCUGCAGGAAAAGCACUUUACAAAAUCCUUGAAAACCCGACAUUUCGAUACUGUAUCUACAUCCUACCCGUCGGCGCCAUUCUCGCCAUUCCCCUUAUCUUAUUCGCAACAAAGUACCGCCAUGUUACAGCCGAAGGGAUGUCCUUGGCGGGCUUGUUUGCCUACAUCGAGCUCUUGUGGGUUUCGCUAUGGGUUGCCAAGCUCAUAGCUGCUGCUCUUCCUGCUCUAUUCCAAGGCAUAUGUGGCAUUAUCAGCACAGGUAUCCGUAAAUAUGCUUUGGUCCUUCGCGCAGUCGAGAUUCCCAUGUCGAUUUUCAUCUGGACUCUACUGGCCCUAUGUUGGUUCCCGAUCGUUCACGACUUCGACGAUGACUUAUAUCACCGCGAGCAUCAAAACAUCGAAUGGAUGACGGUCUUGAACAAAGUCAUCAGGGCUUCGAUAGGAAGCUCAGCCAUCGUCCUAGGGGAGAAGAUUCUUAUGCAAUUGAUCAGUGCCAACUACCACAGCCAGCAGUUCAGAGACAAGAUCAAAGAUAUCAAAGCUACCGUGAGAGCUAUCGACCUGUUAUACGAAUCUUCCUUGCGAAAAAUCCCAGACCGUUCGGAAGAAACACUAGAUGAAGACUAUGACAUCCACGACACAACCAAUGUGCAGCACCUGUUGAAGGAAAAUGCCGCAGAUCGGUCAACUCGCCGAAUAUUUGGAGGCCUUCAUUUCUUCGGGCAAAAGCUGGUCUCAGCAUUAGGAUACAUGGCCAGUGAUCUCACUGGUAGUCAUAUAUUGAGACCAACUGAAACACGUGCUAUCGUCGAUGCCGCGUUGGAAAGAAAGGCCGGUGCCGAAGCGCUCGCCAGGCGCAUCUUCAAGUGUCUCGUCGCCGAAGGCCGAAAAGCCAUCUGCCCCAAUGUACUUGCGGAGGUCUUUGGCUUUGGGUCGGAGAAAGAGGCGGCUUGGAUCUUUGCACAGCUCGAUCGUGACGGCAAUGGCAGUGUCUCCAUUGACGAAAUGGUGAUGCUUGUCACUGGUAUAUCACGACAACGCAAAGAUAUUUGGAAAUCCGCGUGCAACAUUCGCGACGCCAUACGGACACUCGACCGGGUUCUCUCGGUCAUCGUCCUGGCCAUUGUCAUCAUGGUCUAUACUUCCUUCUUCAGCAAUUUUGUUGUCGAGAACCUCAAGACGAUCAUCACAUUACUGUCGGCAUCUGCGUUCUCCUUUGGCCAGACCGUUGGCGAGUUUAACGCUGCUUGCAUCCAGGUGUUCGUCAAACACCCAUUCGACGUCGGGGACAGGAUCAUCAUGAAGGACCAGGAGUUCGAAGUCGUCCGCAUCUCCCUCCUGUACACGGUCUUUCGUCGAAUCGACACUGACGGGAUCGUCCAAGUGGCCAACUCGAUUGUCGGCACAUUAUUCAUCGACAACAUCUCUCGGUCGCGAGCCAUGAAGGAGCGUUAUCAAUUCUCGGUCGAUGCUACAACAGAAUUCACCACCCUAGAGCUUCUCAGGGCGGAGCUGGAAGAGUUCGUGCGAGCACCGGAGAACAGUCGUGACUACCAAACCGACGUGGACAUCCAGCUCCUGUCGGUGGGCGACCUCAAGCAACUCGACCUCCGAGUCGAAAUUAGACACAAGUCCAACUGGGCCGAUGACCAACUCCGAAUAUAUAGACGCUCGAAGUUCAUGUGUGCGCUUCUCUCGGCCAUGAGAAAGGUUCCGAUCUAUGGACCAGAUGGCGGGGGACCUGAUCAGGGAACAAUCGACGCACCCAACUACACCGUAUCGAUUGAUCAUGAGGCUGCAGACGCCGCACGCGCGGCAUUCCACCUCAAGCAGGAAGCGAAGAAACACCACCGAGAAACUUCCAUUCCCGAUCUCCGAAAGACGACCUCCACCGGCCUCGAGAUCCUGCCUAGUUUGAUGAGAGGCUACCAGUAUGAGGAGGAAGGUGCCAUCAGCGGUACGGCUGCGUACUUGCGACACGGUACUCGGCACUACCGCGAUAAUUCCAGUUCGAGGCUGAGUAUGCGCCCUGGCUCGAGGCCAGUGUCAUUCCUUUCCCGUUGA
This is a messenger RNA of Exophiala aquamarina CBS 119918, 2256 nucleotides long. RefSeq lists its product as uncharacterized. Gene Ontology annotation, molecular function: calcium channel activity; calcium ion binding. Gene Ontology annotation, cellular component: membrane. The record is from RefSeq and is a predicted model, not a curated record. The transcript has a single exon. Gene Ontology annotation, biological process: intracellular calcium ion homeostasis; calcium ion transmembrane transport. Bases 1 to 2256 code for a protein of 751 amino acids. Lineage: Eukaryota; Fungi; Ascomycota; Eurotiomycetes; Chaetothyriales; Herpotrichiellaceae.